Xenopus laevis (African clawed frog) is the source of this 1717-nucleotide messenger RNA. It is a transcript of the gene proc.S, whose product is annotated as protein C, inactivator of coagulation factors Va and VIIIa S homeolog. Gene Ontology annotation, cellular component: extracellular region; Golgi apparatus; endoplasmic reticulum. Lineage: Eukaryota; Metazoa; Chordata; Amphibia; Anura; Pipidae. Gene Ontology annotation, biological process: negative regulation of blood coagulation; blood coagulation; proteolysis. The record is from RefSeq and is marked provisional. Gene Ontology annotation, molecular function: serine-type endopeptidase activity; calcium ion binding; peptidase activity.
GUACUAACAAGGCACUCUCUGGAUACAUGCAAGCAUGAACUGUUUACCCUUCUACAGAAUAUGGUGGCUUCUUAUUUUUCAUUUAAUUCUGGUCAUUUGGGUGUCUCCAAAUGCAGAAAGCAGUCCAGUCUUCUCCAGCAGACAGGAGGCCAAUCACGUGCUGAAAGUUCGGAAGCGUGCUUUUAACUUCAUGGAGGAGCUAAAGCCGGGCUCCCUGGAACGCGAGUGCAUAGAGGAGAAGUGCGAUUUCGAGGAGGCCUUCGAAAUUUUUGAGACUAAAGAGGACACACUCAACUUUUGGGCAAAAUAUUUUGAUGGGGAUCAAUGUCAGUCCAAUCCAUGUGUCAAUGCAGAGUGCAAGGAUGGGAUUGGAAGAUUCGACUGCAUCUGUAAUGAGGGCUGGGAAGGGCGUCUGUGUGGCUAUGAGGUUGUGUAUUCCAACUGCUCAUUGAAUAAUGGAGGAUGUAGCCACUUCUGCACCCAGCCAAUGAAUAGCACGAGGCGUGUGUGCAGCUGUGCCAUGGGAUACAAGUUAGAUGAAGACCACCACACGUGCCAACCAGUAGUGGAAUUCCCCUGUGGGAAAUCGAAAAUUGUAGACUAUGACUAUAAUGCCCGUCUUAUUGGUGCAAAGCAAGGACGCAAAGGGGAUACUCCUUGGCAGGCCAUGCUGCGUUAUGAGAAGAAGAUGAAAUGUGGAGGGGUCCUGAUUCAUCCUUCCUGGGUUCUGACUGCAGCCCAUUGCGUUACAUAUACUGGAAAGUACAGUGUCCGACUUGGUGAAUACGACAUACGCAAGUUGGAGGAUACAGAGCAGCAGUUUGCUGUGGUCAAGAUCAUUAUCCAUCCUGAGUAUCGAAGUGACACCAAUGAUAAUGAUAUCGCCCUACUGCGCCUCGUGCAGCCAGUUGUCUAUAACAAAUAUAUCCUGCCCAUAUGUCUGCCCAGUCUGGACCUUGCUGAAAAUACCCUGAUGGUGAAUGGCACUGUAGUCGUGGUUUCCGGCUGGGGCAGAGAAGAUGAAAAGGCCCUAAACUUUUCUAGUGUACUCAGCUACAUCCAGAUCCCUGUUGUUUCUCAUAAUCAAUGCGCUGAAACCCUAAAUGAUAGAUUGUCUGACAAUAUGCUGUGUGCGGGGCGCCUGGGACAUAUACAAGACGCCUGCUAUGGUGACAGCGGUGGGCCUAUGGUCACUAAGUAUGGAGGAUCCUGGUUUCUGCUGGGGCUGGUAAGCUGGGGGGAAGGCUGUGGGAGAAUUGAUAAUUUUGGUGUUUAUACCAAAGUCAACCGUUAUCUGGACUGGAUUACACAAAAGAUCGAGGAUGAAGAGGCCCGUCGUCUCUCUGAGAUAUCCCAGGCAGAAAAGCAAAACAUCAACAAAUCCCGGAAAGCCCGACCUUAGAAAACAAGAUGGUGACCCCAAUUUAAAUGUAUGUUUUCGUGCCAAGUAACACUUUUCUUGUCAAAAUUAAAGAACAUUAAAUUGGUAAUAAUGAAUCUAGAAAACGAAUUAAGCUUUCCUUACUCAGCAGAAGAAUACCUCCAAGUCCAAGGGUGCUGUUCUUUAAAUUAAAGGCUUGGGAAAACCAGGCAAGUAUUCCGCCAUGUUACCAGAGACUGUUCACGCACAAGAUCUGAUGUUAAAAAUUGCAGUUUCUAUAUACAAAUAAACUGUACGGAACAACAUAACCUAAUAAAGGGGAUAUAAACUGUGCCU